CUACAAUCCCGGGUGACCAGGCGCAACGACCUCAUUUAAACCUUCCAAGUAAACGAACCAAGCCUACUUCAAAGUAGGACUCCUCAAUUCGUGCAUCCUUUUCCUUGACGCGCAUCCGUUAUCCGUCCAAGAGGGCAUCUGAAACACCCACGGCGCCAGGAGGCCUGCCCCGUUGGACGUUGGCUCGCACCGCAUGAUAUCAUCCUCUGCAGCAUGUCGCAGGCUCUCGGCGCCACACUUCACUUCAGCAUGCCUGGACUCGACAAAUUUACUCUCUUCGCGCAAUUGCCCUACGACAUUCGCUACAAGAUAUGGGAAAACAUCAUCUAUACUCCCGGCAUCCACUUCCUAAAGUUCGAGCGCACUGAGGUCGCCGAGCCGUCUUCGGACGAUUCCGACGGUGGCGAUGGGGAGCCCGAGUUGAGCCUCUCGUCUGCCAGGGAGGACCAGCCUGAAGCAGAAAAGGCAAAGAAGGCAAAAUUCACGGGCCAGCUGAAGCCCAUCUUCCCGACCAAAGCCGCAGAUAUAUCCUACUAUAUCACGCAAAGCAAGACCUUUGCCCAGCUGUCAUCGGCUUGCGAAGAAGCGGCGCACAUGAUAAAUCUCGCCAUCCAGAAACCCCACACCCUUACUCUCGACAAUGGACGUCUGAUCACCCUAGCCGGAUCAAUGGACGUCAUAUGCAUCGAUUACCCGGACAUGUCCUUCACUCGCCGCCUCGGACGAUGGGCGGACAAACUGGACCUAGAGCAGCUAGCCAAGGUUCGUCGGCUAGCCAUACGAUACCACCAGGAAUGGGACGGGGAGCGGCGCGUUUGCAGAUACUGCGGCCAUGUGCACGACGUGCUACGCAAGGAGCUGCCACGUCGGCACUUGUACGAGUUCGGAGCGCUGUUCAAGAACCUCGAGACCUUCUACUUCAUCGACUACUUGACAGUGCGCAAACCUUUGGACCACCUGAUGGACAAGAAGAAGGCAUACAGAAAAGUCAGCUGGAUGGCCCCGGAAGUGAGACGGAGAAUGGUUGCACUCGCGCCCGCUCAUCAAACAAAAGGCGAGCGAUUCGCCACAGGUGGUCGAACCUACUACGAGGUUGACCCCGACCUGUGCAAGGUCAACACCGAUGUUUUCACCAUGCUCGACUGGGUGCGGCAGAGCUACAUCAGCCACUGCGAGAAACACCCCGAGAAGCACUCCAACCCAACAAAUGUCAAGUUUGGUGUGCUCGGCUGUGAGUGGGAAUAUGCCGAGCAAAUUUCCAAGAAGCGCAAAGCCGGGCGAAUCCACUUUCAUAAGCGAGGAAGACCGCGAGAGUCCCUUCUCGUUGACGCCCUGAAUGAUCUGAACUUGGAGGACCAGAGGCGAUGCUCAGAGUUCCAGAGUCCCUUGGACUUACCCGUCGAUUUCGGUGACGAUGACGAGUAUGACUUCAACUUUGAGCAGGAACCUAAAUUACCGAUAAACUGAUGUUCGGGGUAUCGUUAUGAAGGACUUCGCUGGGGUCGAUAUGAAGAAGGGAAGGACAACGGCCUGCUGCUCAAAAGAUGCGAAUGUUGUGGGAUCCAUUUCUCCCAAGACGGUUCCGAUGGAGGAUUAUACCCAGUGAAAGGCGUUGCUUACGGAAGGACGAGUCAUUGCAUUCAGGAGCUAAAUUGCAGGAUUUGCGAUUGAGUGACCCCAAGGUACUCUAGUAACCUGAUCAGAUUGCUAAGAAGCAUAAUAAUAUUCUAUGCGUUGUUCUUUACUUUGUAGUAUAAACGGGAAGUCGAGUAGGACUAACGUCGCAUUAGUAUCGCAUUACAGUUCUUAUAGGGCUUAAGAGACUUAUCAAUUCGGACAUUCAAGUACC
Messenger RNA from Pseudomassariella vexata, 1849 nucleotides. RefSeq lists its product as uncharacterized. The transcript has a single exon. NCBI's taxonomy places the organism in Eukaryota, Fungi, Ascomycota, Sordariomycetes, Amphisphaeriales, Pseudomassariaceae. Bases 214 to 1467 code for a protein of 417 amino acids. The record is from RefSeq and is a predicted model, not a curated record.